AUGAUGGACCCAAGGAAAUACGAUGAGCUCCUCGCGCAAGAAGACCACUAUUGCGAAUUAUAUGAUUUCAAAAUAAGGCUCAGGCUCACUACUACCUGUGACAACAAGUAUUAUUGCAGUGAUGCAAAGUUACACCACGCUGUUAUGACCAUCACUGGGGGGGGCUAUACUGUCAGAGAUAACUCCGUCUUAAGAAGUGAUGAAGAUGGCGUUUUCUACACACAAAUCGGUGCGAUGGUCAAUGUCCGUCAAAAGCUCGUUGCCUUUUUCAAGGAAAUGGAAGAUAAGGGCUACAUGUCAUACGAAAAUGAAUGUAGAUAUAUUUCAGGCGAAGAUCUAGAGGAUGUAAGCUUUAGUGGACCAAGUUUGGAGGAUCAGGAAUACGUCAAUUGGCUCUCGAGACGUAGGCGGGAAUUCGCGAUGAGACAAAUUGAUCUGCAGUUACAGUAA
Messenger RNA from Sclerotinia borealis F-4128, 450 nucleotides. The record is from the annotation of a GenBank genome assembly. Lineage: Eukaryota; Fungi; Ascomycota; Leotiomycetes; Helotiales; Sclerotiniaceae.